AUGCAGAACGUUAUCCUUGCCCAUGACGGUUCGGUUGUUGCCCCACGUCGGUAUUCCACAACGCAACAGCAGACGGCCCAGCAGCCUAGCUCAUCCACACACUCAACGCGUAAUCAGAAGCACCACCAUCAACAGCUGCAGCAGCAAUCGGAUGCAGAUGAUAAUUGCGCCUAUCUGCAACGCCAUUGUAUUCCAUCAAAGGUAGAGGGUUUAUUCAGCAAUGUGUUGAAUGAUCUCCCGAAUGACCCUUUGCUCCACAUUGUCGAGCAACUACGUGCCAGUAACAACAGCAACAACCUUAGCAAUGGCGGCAAUCCCCCUAACCAUAGUAAACAGGCAACGAAUGAGUCCAUACGGGAGGGUGCCACCGGUAGCGGCACUACUGAAGGUAAGGAGCCAGUCCCACCAACUACACCAUGUGCGCCCUUCACCCGAACUGCAUUGGUGAGUGAGGGCUUGAAUCCUGAGCCACCGACACGCGGCAACAACCCCGUCAGCGGUGCUGAAGACCCUUUUGUGCAUUCUAUGAAUGUGGCCACAGAGUCUGGUUGCCGCCCUGUCGGUGAAAAUUUGAAUACCCCACCAGCGAGCGUAGAUGCGGCGGGAUUAUCACUAGCUAACGCGACACCAACGACGACACCUCUAACGACAUCUGCCACGCCUUCAGUAACGACGUGCGAGUCCAUGAAUGCCUUCACGCUUGCAUCUGGGCGAGCAAGGACUCCAACGCCGCCGGCAUUUUCCGAAUUAAGUUGCACCAACUAUCGUGGGAGUGUCAACGGUGCGCGACCCGCUACCCACGCAAUGCGGCCGUCGUCAAGAGGGAGCAGCAGGAAUGAGGUGGUUCAGGGGGUAUGUGGUGUCCGUUUUGGGGCAACCAACGACAUAUUCUAUGGGGGGCCAAUGCCACCCACACUGGAUCGCGACGAAAGCACACGUAGCGACCUUUCGGCCUUCAGCGUGGCGUCCAUGGACUUGCAAGACUUUCUACAGGAGUUCCGCAGCGCCAAGGUCGAGAGCGUAGGGGCAGAAGCGAAGAUGGUGGAUAUCAACGCCCUCUCCGACAUCAUUCAGAAUGUAAAUAUUCCACUUCCAGAUACUCCAAUCAUUGCGGACUUGUUUGAUGAAGUUAGGAAUAUCGCCGCACUGCGCUACGACACUGAAGCAUCACCCGAUCAAGCGAAUGACAUGGAAUGUCAGAAGCGCAUAUCGGCGACAACGACAGUGGUGACGGGGUCUGAGUCGAAUUUAAUUGACUGUAUAUAUUUCGAAGCCUUUCUAGCGCGAAUGGCGUUCAUGAUCCAAGGCCGUUACCCGAUGGAAGUCUUGCGCGGGACUUUCUAUUCUAUAGGUGAGUCGGCUCGGCAGAAGCCAUCGGCGGAUGGCGCAGCACAGCCCUCAUCAGUGACACCACCACAGACAACGCAGCAGCAGCAGCAACAGAAGGUGUGUGCAGAAGAUAUCCGCGGCCCCAGCACAAGCUCCUUUGGUGUUGCGAGCAGGCCGUACCGUGUGGCUGCAAAGUCGGGUUGUAGAAACAGCAACAGCGGUGCACUCUCCGCCGACAGCAGUAGCAAUACACACACCUCUCCAACUGUCAUUCCCACCACCGCCGCCUGCCCAAUAAACUGCAGUGCAGCAGAACAAGCAGCCGAGCCCUCGGCACUCCUUAACGGUGUGCCACUCGCCAUAUGCGUGGAGGAGGGUCUCUGGCGUGGGCUCGGCUUGCCUGCAACUCGUGAAGAAGUGGAGCGCGCCCUGCAUACUCUUGGAAUACCGGUGGACGGCAACUACAAGUGUCACGUCAAUGACUUUGUGCGUCUGGUCACCGUUCUGACAAGUGGAGGGAUGUCAGGGCUCUCGUGUGAGAAAACGUCACCUUGGGGCCCUGUGGGGAUUGGGCGUGAGAGUUCAUUUCUGCAGCAGCCGCAGGAAUAA
Trypanosoma brucei brucei TREU927 is the source of this 1938-nucleotide messenger RNA. RefSeq lists its product as hypothetical. The transcript has a single exon. The record is from RefSeq and is a predicted model, not a curated record. Lineage: Eukaryota; Euglenozoa; Kinetoplastea; Trypanosomatida; Trypanosomatidae. Bases 1 to 1938 code for a protein of 645 amino acids.